AUGGAUCCCAUUAGAAUUGACACCAAAGAGCAUGUUGACUCUUUACUUGAUAAAUAUGAUAAUUUCUUGUUUGACUGUGAUGGUGUUGUUUGGUUGGAUGAGACCUUAAUACCAGGAAUGUUGGAAACCAUUAAGUACUUACAAGAUAAUGGUAAAGGGUUUGCAUUCAUCACUAAUAACUCAUCUAAAUCAAGAAAUGAAUACAUUGGUAAAUUUAAGAAAUUAGGAUUCGAAGGAAUCACCAAAGAUAUGAUUUUUCCCACAUGCUAUGCAGCAGCUACCACAGUUAAAGAAGAAUUGAAGAUUCCUCAAGGAAGUAAGAUAUGGGUUUUAGGAGAUCACGGAAUUGAAGAUGAAUUAAGAGAACAAGGUUAUAUACCAGUAGGAGGUUCAGAUAAGGCUUUGGAUACAGAAUUCCAUCUCGAACACGAAUUAUUGAAAGUUGAUCCCGAAGUUAAAGCUGUUGUAGUUGGAUCAACCAAACAUUUCAACUAUAUGAGAAUUGCACUGACUUUACAAUAUUUAUUGCAUGAUAAUAAGUCCUUACCAUUCAUAGGUACAAAUAUUGAUAGAUCAUAUCCUGGAGGUAAUGGGCUUACAUUACCAGCUGGUGGAAGUGUGGUAAAUUUCAUGGAAUAUACUGCUCAUAGAGAUUUCAUCAAUGUUGGUAAACCAAGUACAUUGUUUUUAGACACCGUUUUGAAACAUAUGAAUUUUAACAAAGAAAAGACCGUGAUGAUUGGUGAUACUUUGUAUACUGAUAUUAAGUUUGGUAAUGAUGGUGAAUUAGGUGGUGGAAAUGGUGGAUCUAUUUUAGUAUUAUCUGGUGGUACAAAACCUCAUGAUUUGCAUAAAUUACAUGAAUUAGAUACUUCAAUGAUUCCUUCUUUCAUAAUUGAAUCAUUUGGGGAUGUUUUUAAACUUUUGAAUUUAUAG
Molecule: messenger RNA, 936 nt
Organism: Yamadazyma jaroonii
Lineage: Eukaryota; Fungi; Ascomycota; Pichiomycetes; Serinales; Debaryomycetaceae
Source: the annotation of a GenBank genome assembly